This is a messenger RNA of Gigantopelta aegis, 3336 nucleotides long. RefSeq lists its product as uncharacterized. The record is from RefSeq and is a predicted model, not a curated record. Gene Ontology annotation, biological process: negative regulation of TOR signaling; negative regulation of protein kinase activity; neurotrophin TRK receptor signaling pathway. The coding region runs from base 32 to 1141 and encodes 369 amino acids. NCBI's taxonomy places the organism in Eukaryota, Metazoa, Mollusca, Gastropoda, Neomphalida, Peltospiridae. The transcript is spliced from 11 exons. Gene Ontology annotation, cellular component: cytoplasm.
AGUUGGAACUUUGUUGAACUGAUCCAAAACAAUGGCUGUUUUUGCUUGUGGUUGUUUGAAUGUAAAAAUUCACACCAAAGAGUUCAAGAAGGCAGAGGAUGAAUUCUCUUCCGAAGACGAUCAGCUGUUUUUGGGGAAAAACGUCAUUGAAGCUGUGCUUGACAGUUCUGGAGUAACCAUGGAACAUGGCUACUUGGUGCACUGUCGUGUGGUAGCCGACUGGACGACGUUCCUGUGUCUCAACUGUAACAUGCAGACUCACGCAGUUCAGCCCGGGUCGACAAGUGUGCUCAUUAACUCGGCCCUUGAGUCCGACCAGGCCGUCCUCGACAGACUGACACGGUCCUCCGACUUCUCCUCCGUGUUCAGAAUAGUGCUGCAGAACCCAGGAUCCGACUUCGCUUCUUCCUUACCAGACCCACGAUCUCACACGUACGAAUGUCUCCAGUCUCUCUUCACUAAGAUCCAGCAGCAGCUCAACAUUUUCCUUCUUCAGGAAGAGUCAGCCAUGGAGGACAGAAUCAGACAGUUUGAACAAGAGCAGAAGGCAGCAUUCCAGGAGCUGCAGAACACAGCGAAAUCGGACAAGAGAAAGAUGAUCAGUGCUUUAAUAUUGGCAAAUCAGGCUAGAACGGGAGCAGCUGUGGAUGGAAAAGAUGAUCUGGAGCAAGAAAGCCGAGACAAGAAUAGAGAUCUGAAAGUAACGCGGUCGGGGCCCAUGGAAACCCCCAAAUCUCAAACUCGCUGUAACAUUAUGCGGUCGUUCAGUAAUUAUGAACAAAGUCCAGAUGCGGAAGCUAUGUUCUACCUUGAUGAGCUGGAGCCGGAGUUGGAAGCUCCAUUCUACGACUCUGACGAAGAAGAUAAAGCAAAGCCUCUUGAUGACAAGUCUGCUGCGACAUGCUCCCACCAACAGCUGAUGUACUCUUCCUCAGUCCCAAUCUCGGUUCCCAUGUGGAAAAACCGGUCAAGCAGCACAUAUGAUGAAGAUGACCAUGACCACACCCCAUCGAAUCCAGACCAGAUAGCAGCUAACAUGCAAGCACUGGCACAGAGUAUUACAGACAAUGGAAGAUACAUCUUUGGCGAACGCCCCCGUCCACGACUCAACACAGGCGACUUCAUGACAUUAAAGCGCUGAGGUCACUGUGUCAACAAUCACUUGACCAUGACAUUGCAGCAGUUGACAUUAUUUUUGUAUUGAGAGUGCUUUAAGAGGAAGAGCUGCCAAAAAUAUGAUCUUGAAAUGAAAAUGGCAACACUGAGUUUCAGCAUUAAAACUGGUUGUUUCCCCUGACAUGUUCUCUGCCAGGAGGUUACUACUAACUACAGCAAUAUUUUGGGGGAUGUUGGCAUCAUCCAGUCUGUACAGAUUUAAUAUGUUUGUUGUUACUUCACUCCAUCACAUUAUGGUUGUUAAUAAGACAUUUUACAUUUUUUAAUUCCUUAAUUCAUCUUCACAUCACAUUUUGAGUAGUUUAUGGCUGAUAUUGGCCAAUUAAGUGAUAGACAGAACUUAUUCACUAGUCAUUUAAUGGAUUUAAAAUAUGAUAAAGUUAAUUCCAACAUAUAGCAAAUGAUGUCAUACGUGUAGAAUUGUUAACAGAAUUCUUCCUUUUUGUUGUCUGAUCGAUCAUUGAUAGAUUUUAAACAGACCACCUCAGAGAUCAUGACAUGCUAAUUAUUAAAUGGUACGUAUUUUGUUUUCACAUGUGCAGUAUUGUUAUCUUCCAUAUGUUAGUAAUCGGGCCGACUGAAAUCAGAUCUUAUGAUCCACUUUACUCUGCUGCUUGAAAUGUGACACUGAAUCUGAGAAAGCCGAUCGUAUCCAGGUGGUAGUUUCAUCAGUUAAUAGUUUGACCUGUUAAUUCGAGUUGCUUGUAAAAUCUGCUUCCCAUUAUCAAGAGGCUAGAUGUAGUUCUGUGGUAGAGCACUUGUUUGACAUGCAGUGGGUCGUGUAAAAUCUGCUUCCCAUUAUCAAGAGGCUAGAUGUAGUUCUGUGGUAGAGCACUUGUUUGACGUGCAGUGGGUCGUGUAAAAUCUGCUUCCCAUUAUCAAGAGGCUAGAUGUAGUUCUGUGGUAGAGCACUUGUUUGAUGUGCAGUGGGUUGUGUAAAAUCUGCUUCCCAUUAUCAAGAGGCUGGAUGUAGUUCUGUGGUAGAGCACUUGUUUGACGUGCAGUGGAUCGUGUAAAAUCUGCUUCCCAUUAUCAAGAGCCUGGAUGUAGUUCUGUGGUAGAGCACUUGUUUGACGUGCAGUGGAUCGUGUAAAAUCUGCUUCCCAUUAUCAAGAGGCUGGAUUCUGUGGUAGAGCACUUGUUUGACGUGCAGUGGAUCGUGUAAAAUCUGCUUCCCAUUAUCAAGAGGCUGGAUUCUGUGGUAGAGCACUUGUUUGACGUGCAGUGGAUUGUGUAAAAUCUGCUUCCCAUUAUCAAGAGCCUGGAUGUAGUUCUGUGGUAGAGCACUUGUUUGAUGUGCAGUGGGUUGUGUAAAAUCUGCUUCCCAUUAUCAAGAGCCUGGAUGUAGUUCUAUGGUAGAGCACUUGUUUGACGUGCAGUGGGUCGUGUAAAAUCUGCUUCCCAUUAUCAAGAGGCUAGAUGUAGUUCUGUGGUUGAGCACUUGUUUGAGAUGCAGUGGGUCGUGGGAUCUUUACCCCUCGGUGGACCUUAUUGUUUUUUCUCAACAUUGGUACAUCAUUAUGUUUAUAGGAAACUGCAUGUGAAAGAUUCAUUUACUGCUAUUUGGUAAGAGUAGCUUAUGUGGCAGCAGAACGUUUCCUCUUUCACACUCUAGACCUGACGUAGAAAUAACCAGGUCAGACAUCAAACAACUACAGUUUCAAAUAUGCUGACCUGGAGCCUAAUUCAUAAAGGUCUCUUAGGCUCUGCUAAACAACAAAGCAUCCUCUUUGCAAGUCUUUUUGCAUUGCACUGCGAGAUCGCAGAUUUGCGAGAGUUUAGUGAACUAGGCCCCUGGUGCUUAUGGCUUGAAAAAUGAAUGGUGAGCAAUAAAAUGCUCUCCUAAACUUUUGUAGGAGAGCAAUUGAUCUCAGUGUCAAAUUCGCAAUAAUUUUAAGUAAAAUAAAUUAGAGAUAUUGGCGUAUGAUUAGGUGAGCAGUUUUUGGCCCAUGCAGAAUUUGUGAGAUCAGUUGUUCAUAUCAUACCAUAAGGACUGUUGUUAAAAAAUAAUUCUGUAUUUCUGCAUGCAUCCAGCUGCUGGCAUUGUGUGUGUGUCUGUGUCUGUGUGCAUCUGUGUGUCUGUGUGAGAGUGUGUGAGUCUGUGUGAGAGUGCGAGUGUGUGUGUGUCUGUGUGUGUAUGUGUCUGUGCGUGUGAGUGUG